GCCCCGCGCUCUUCAGUUGGCUCAGGCCCUCCGUUUGAAGGGUCGUGGACCUGCUCGUCAUGCCUUGCCGGGGAUUAAGCGAAGUCUCUACCGCGAGGUAUUGGAAGCGAUGAAUGCAGGUGAGAUGAGCUUCCCCGGCCGUGUGCGAGGGGUGGACCGCGUAGCGAAGCUCUGA
This is a messenger RNA of Cladocopium goreaui, 175 nucleotides long. The record is from the annotation of a GenBank genome assembly. NCBI's taxonomy places the organism in Eukaryota, Dinophyceae, Suessiales, Symbiodiniaceae.